Aspergillus eucalypticola CBS 122712 is the source of this 1041-nucleotide messenger RNA. RefSeq lists its product as uncharacterized. Bases 181 to 849 code for a protein of 222 amino acids. Lineage: Eukaryota; Fungi; Ascomycota; Eurotiomycetes; Eurotiales; Aspergillaceae. The transcript has 4 exons. The record is from RefSeq and is a predicted model, not a curated record.
GCUGCUCCGUCCACGUCCACUAAAGUUCCUCUUCCACUCCCCCAGCUCAUUCUCGUACGACCACUGUCAAUCAGACCAAUUGUCGUCCUGAUCAUCAUCCCCAUCACCCAUUCUUACCUGUGACCCGCCUACUUUCAAUUUCCGUAUCUUAUCACUAUCACCCCUCAUCGUACCAUCACCAUGGCUGCCCCCGCAGACAGCAACCUCAAGACCCUCAAUGGAGAGUGGACAAUGGACAAAACUCUCUCCAACCCUUCAGAGCCCAUUCUCGAGCUGCAAGGAAUGAGCUGGCUUAUGCGUAAAGCUCUCGGCGUCGCAACAGUCACUCUCUCCAUCAAUGAGUAUCCCGAUGCCGCAGAUCCGUCUGUAUGGCACAUCGACAUCGACCAGACGGUCACUGGUGGCAUCAAAGGUACAACCGAGAGACGUAUCAGUGACAACAAGGUUCGAGAGCACGACGACCACAUCUUUGGCCAUCUCAAAGGUCAGUCGCGGUUCUUCCGGGGAUCUAAAGGCGAGGACGGAAAGGUGCGUCCUUAUACAGAAUUCGAGACCAAGAUCGACGAACCCCUGGUCUACAAAUUCCUUAGAGGGGAGAUUCUAGCCGACGGAAGUGCAUCCGAGGGCUUUGUUGUUGAGGAAAUCGGUGAAGAGUUUGGCGAGGGAGAGGGGCUCUGGUAUCUCAGCUUUGUGGAGAACCUGGACAGCGGCUGGACUGCCGAACAGGUUUGGGGUUUCGAGAUCAUUGACGGCAAGCGCUAUUACACUCGCCGUGUUGCUGUCGUCAAGGGCGAAACCUACAAGCUGGCCCGGCUGGUCUACAGCUUCGUAAAGCCACGGACUGAGUAGAGGCAUCCUACGUGAGAUGCUCUUGCUCGGAAGCUGUCAUACCUUAUUAAUAGAAUGCAUGGCAGACAGGGUAGUGACUGCCCUAACACUAACCCCCUGGAGGCGGGGCUCUAUUGCAAGCUGUGACUGCAGAUAUGCUGUCUGCACUAGUUCUGACUAGGGAUGCCCCACACAAUAAAAUAUCAUUAUGUU